Thermothielavioides terrestris NRRL 8126 is the source of this 3530-nucleotide messenger RNA. RefSeq names its product glycoside hydrolase family 18 protein. Lineage: Eukaryota; Fungi; Ascomycota; Sordariomycetes; Sordariales; Chaetomiaceae. Gene Ontology annotation, molecular function: chitin binding; hydrolase activity, hydrolyzing O-glycosyl compounds. Bases 1 to 3402 code for a protein of 1133 amino acids. Gene Ontology annotation, biological process: carbohydrate metabolic process. The transcript is spliced from 9 exons. The record is from RefSeq and is a predicted model, not a curated record.
AUGCGGUCCUCUUUCCUCUCCUGGGCUAUCCUUGUAGCCUCGAGCUUCAUCCAGGUUGUCCUCUCUGUCCAGCAGUUGCACAAUCUAUCACCAUGGCUCGCAUCCACGCCUCUCCUCUCGUCUCGAGAUCUGCCCACCGGAACCUGCAACGACCAGACGCCAUGCGUCAACGGCGCCUGCUGCAGCAAGAACACGGGCCUUUGUGGCUACUCGCCCGCUGAGUGUGGAGCGGGCAACUGCUCUUCCAACUGCGACGCCAAGGCGUCCUGCGGCCAAUACGGCGUCCCUGGAUCGCAGAACUGCCCGCUGAACGUCUGCUGCUCGCAAUUUGGGCAAGUCUUUUCCAAUAAGACCGUUACUGAGAGCUUCUGUGGCUCGACAUCCGACUUUUGUGGCAAGGGCUGCCAGGCCGGCUUCGGCGGCUGCGGCGACGUCAACCGGCCGUCGUGCGGCGGCAGCUCGGCGAACAAGCGCACCAUCGGCUACUACGAGACGUGGGCCAACACGCGCAAGUGCGACGCCGUCUCGCCCGAGGACCUCAACCUCAACGGCUUCACGCACGUCAACUUCGCCUUUGCCUCGUUCGACCCGUCCACGUUUCAGAUCACGCCCAUGGAUUCCAACGCGGCCAGCCUGUACAGCCGCUUCACCGGGCUCAAGGCCAAGUAUUCAGGCCUGCAGACCUGGGUGUCAGUCGGCGGGUGGGCGUUUACCGAUCCUGGCCCUACCAGAAAGGCAUUCAGCGACAUGGCGGGCAGCUCAGACAAUCGGAAGGCCUUCAUCAACGGCGUCAUCAAGUUCAUGGACACGUACGGAUUCGACGGUGUCGAUCUUGACUGGGAGUAUCCCGGCGCGGAUGACCGAGGUGGCGUGAAGGCCGACACGGCCAACUACGUAACGCUCGUCAAGGAAAUGCGCGCCGCCUUAGGGUCCAAGUACGGCUUGACGCUGACUCUGCCCACGUCGUACUGGUACCUGCAGCACUUCGACGUCAAGGGCCUGCAGGACUCGGUUGACUGGUUCAACUUUAUGUCGUCCAAGUUCCUGGGGCCCUACCUCGCGUGCCACACAAACCUGACAGAGAUCGACAUGGGCCUGGACCUGCUGUGGCGGGCAGGAGUCGACUCAAAGAAAGUCGUGCUGGGCCUGGGCUGGUACGGACGGUCAUUCACGCUCAAAGACCCCAACUGCAACACACCCAACGGCAUCUGCCAGUUCAGCGGGGGCGCCAACGCGGGCAAAUGCUCGGACGCGUCGGGGAUUCUGAAUUUGCAGGAGAUCCAAGACAUCAUCAAAUCAAACAACCUGAAGCCCGUCCACGACGAAAAGGCUGCCGUGAAAUGGAUCACAUGGGACAGCAACCAAUGGGUCUCGUACGACGACCAGGACACGUUCAAGCAAAAGCGGAACUUUGCCAACCAGCGGUGCCUGGGCGGCACCAUGGUGUGGGCGAUGGACCAGGUCGACCAGAGCCAGGACAACGGGCUGGGGGCGGCGUACGGCGUGACCAACGAGCAGCAGAGCACGGCGAACCAGAUGGCGUCGGACUCGCUGGCCAGCAACGUGGCGUGCUACACGAGCGACUGCGGCGCGGGCUGCCGGCGGGGCACGUUCGAGGUGACGCAGAUGUCCGGGCAGCCGGGGCAGGUGUCGACGGUGGAGCGGUGCGAAAAGGGCAAGUACCGCAGCCUGUGCUGCAGCGACGGCUCGCACAUGGGCAAGUGCACGUGGCGAGGAUGGCGCGGCGCCGGUCUGAGCUGCAUGGGCGGCUGCGCCGACGGCGAGACCGAGAUGGCCCGCAACACGAACCACCACGACAAGAAGGUCGACCAGACCUGCAACGGCGGCCUGCAGAGCUACUGCUGCGCCGGCUUCAAGCCGGGGCCGUCCAUGGCCCAGCUCGCCAAGCAGGCCAAGGACGCCGCCAAGGACGCCGCUGAGGGAGUUGCCGAGCAGGCCGCGCUCGACCUCGCCGCCAAGGCCUUCUGCCGCGUCGCCGUGCCGGCCCUGCUGGCCCCGCUGGAGCUGGCCGAGGAUCUCAUCCCCAUCAUCGGCGAGAUCGCCGACGCCGCCGAGAUCGCGGCGACGCCCGCGCUGAUCAAGCUGUGCACCACCCAGAUCGAGAAGGCCGGCAAGGCCGAGUUCAAGGUGUUCGGCAAGAAGCACACGCUGACGUGGGACAAGCCGACGCAGAAGCCGACGACGCGGGCGCCGCCCAAGACGGACCACACGACGGCGUCGACCAAGACGGCGUCGUCGUGCAGCCGGAGGAAGCGCCAGGUCGACUUCCGCACGCGCACCAUCACGCGCGAGAUCCACGAGGAGGCGUGGAACGCGCCGGUGGUGCGGCAGUGCAACGGCGCCCUCUACCCGCAGGCCUGCCUGCACUACGCCUCCGUCUUCCAGGCAGAGGACCAGAUCGACAACAGCCGGCUCAGCUGCACGGCCAAGGCGGCCCGCCCGCCGCGCCCGGCCCCGGGCCUGUGGAACGAGCAGCACCACCGCGAGUGGUACCAGGGCUGGCUGCAGGGGCCCAACCUCGCCUGCGAGCGCGACGAGUUCCCGCCGGCCGUCAUCUGGCAGGGCCGCGACGGGUCGCGGGCGCCGGCUGUGUGGAUCCGCUUCCUGCCCGGGGCGCAGAACCUGGGGGCGGGCCAACUGUUCAACGGCGUGUGCGACGACACGCCGCCGGUGCAGACGCUGAACCGGCGCAUGGUCAACCACGACUACAACGCGUGCCCGCCGUGGGAGUCGUGGACGUCGACGCUGCGCACGCAGUACAACGUGCUGGAGCUGCAGUUCGUCAACACCCCGUCCUACCCGAGCGACCCGUGGGGCCUGAGCGCGAACCCGUGCUGGCCGUCGACGCUCAUCGACGACCCGGGCUUCGCCCUCUUCCUCGAGGACCCGUGGUACAACAACAACAAGGCCAAGCGGGCCUACGGCAGGGCGAACUACCCGGACCCGCCGCCGCCGGCCGUCACGCAGGGCAAGGUCAACCACCCCGGCUGGAACCGGAAGCGGAGCGGCGCGGCUGACGACGGCGGCGUCGAGGUCUUCGUCGACCCGGAGGAGCUGGUCGUCGUCGACGGCAACUCGAGCCGGCGCAUCACCGAAGACGAGCUGCGCGAGCACUACGGCAUCGUCAAGUGCCGCGACCCGGAGUGCCGGGCCGAGCAGCGGGCCGCCGGCGUGCAGUCGGCGCUGACGCUGCUGCCGCCCAGGACGGCGCCGCCUGCGGCGCCCGCCGAGGCCACGCCCGUGCCCGUGCUAGCGGCGGCUGCUGACGACGCGAGCCGGCGGGAGGACCACGCGGCGCAGCCGGCGCCGAGAGCGCCUUCGUCGCUGCACCUGCCCGCGGCGACGCCCGCGUCGGUGCUGCCUGGGUCUGGAUCGACGUAAAGGGGCAGGGAAGGGGGUGUGGGAUGGAAGGAGAAAGCAGGCGUUCAUUGCCCUGAACUGUGUUUGUCACGUAUUCCUAAUUAGUAGGCUAUUGGAUCAUGGCCAUGAGCCUCGAGGAGUUAGCCAGC